This is a messenger RNA of Paramecium sonneborni, 838 nucleotides long. The record is from the annotation of a GenBank genome assembly. NCBI's taxonomy places the organism in Eukaryota, Ciliophora, Oligohymenophorea, Peniculida, Parameciidae.
AUGUAUAUGCAUAUAAAUGAAAUGGAUUUAAUAUUGCCAUCUACUAAAACAGAUGGAGCUUUAUGGUUAGGUAAUAUAAAGGCUGCUUAAAAUAUUUUAAAUCUGAGUAAAGAAAACAUUUGUACUGUAAUUACUGUAGCAAGCAAUAUUAAUGUAAACUAUCCAAAACAUUAAAAAAUUAUUCAUAAAGUAUAUUGAUCAAUAACAAAAGGUUUUUAGAGUUCAUGAUAAAGAAAAUGUUAGUAUUUAAGAACUAAUAGAAAUGACAAAUGAAGAAAUUGAAGAAGCAAUGAAAAUUGGAUCUGUUUUAGUACAUUGUAUGGCAGGUAUUUCCAGAUCAGCUACUUGUGUAAUUGCUUAUUUAAUGUAUCAAAAUAAAUGGACAUUUGAGAAAACACUUAAAUUUGUUAAAUCUAAAAGACCCUGUGUUAAUCCAAAUGAAGGAUUUAAAAAUUAACUGAUUACAUAUUCGAAUGAAAUUUAAAAGAAAUUUUUACCUAAAUAAACUUAAUAAAUUGAAAAUCCAUUAGCAAAAUUAAGAAGAAAAUUACAUUAAUCACCAGAAGAAUUGAUAUAAAAUACUUAAUUAGCAAGAUCUCCUAAACAUUAAAUUAAGGUAUUGACUAAAUAAUCUACUGAAGAAGAAAAACAACAAUAUAGAUAAUAAUUAACUUAAAAAUUAUUUAUAAAUACAUUUUCUACAACUGAUAGAAGUCGAUAAUAGUUAAAAACAAUGCAUAUUAAUAAAUCAUCUAAUAUUAAAGGAUGUAUUAGUAUGUACAAAUAAGUUGAAGAAUAAUAAAAUAUUAUUGGAUUCUUAUCCGACCGAUUAAAUUGA